Saccharomyces eubayanus is the source of this 3648-nucleotide messenger RNA. It is a transcript of the gene NET1, whose product is annotated as Net1p. The coding region runs from base 1 to 3648 and encodes 1215 amino acids. The record is from RefSeq and is a predicted model, not a curated record. Lineage: Eukaryota; Fungi; Ascomycota; Saccharomycetes; Saccharomycetales; Saccharomycetaceae. Gene Ontology annotation, molecular function: phosphatase activator activity; rDNA binding. Gene Ontology annotation, biological process: rDNA heterochromatin formation; negative regulation of septation initiation signaling. Gene Ontology annotation, cellular component: nucleolus. The transcript has a single exon.
AUGUACAAACUACAAGUGGUCUUGGUGCCCCCGAGCCUCCAGGCGACGACGCCCAUGCAGUUUGGAUACGGGCCCACGGUUGCCGAGUCCUCUCAAUUGCUGCCUAACAGAACCAGCAUCGCGCAAAGUGCUGGCGACGCUUCUUUGCAGUAUGCCAACAUGAGGUCUGCUAGCGCGAGCUUCUCCCCAUCCUACUUCAACCAAUCCAGGUUCAAAAAGUUUCUUUUGUUUACCAAGCCUACCAACACCCUGUUGAAUCUGAGUGAUGAAAUCAUCGAUAAAUGCGAAAAGAUGUACCCGAGCCUGCAGGAGGACAUCGAGAUUUUAAGUUUGCAGGACAACACCGGCUGCGAUUUGGACCCGGAUUUCUUGAUAAAGGAUGUUUUCAACAUCAAUAACAUCGUGAAGGUCAUUCUGAGAAACGAAAUAGACCUGGACGACUCCGCACCAGUGUCGCUUUACAGAUCUGUAAAACGCUCUAAAAUGAACAACGGGUCGCCCCGCCCGGUACAGCCGCAGCAGCAAAUCUCUUCCUCUUCCGGGGUCCUUAGGAUUGCAAAGAAAAGGCCACCGACAUCAACAACAGCAACAAGCACCAUUCGCAGUGGCACCAACGGAUCCAUGAGGAUCUCUACUCCACUGGCUAGACAAAUCUAUCCUCCGCCUUCCUCCAAAAUGAUGUCCAACAACUCUGACGACGAAGAAGAAGAAGAUAUUGGCGAAAGAUCCUUCUUGCCGCCCCCAACCCAGCCGCAAUCGCCUCCCAUUAGAAUCAGCUCGGGCAUUGACACGGGAAAGAAGAUCAGAUCAAGCGCCGUCGAGGAAGAUAUCGUAUCCAGAUCAGAAACCGUGGAUCCAGACAAAUCAAAACAACAACGCCUAUUGUCCGGAACCCCGGUAAUGUCCACCAUGACCCCCAACAGAGUUACUUUGACCGGCCAACGAGUGGUGUCUGAGCACGCCCAAAAGAAUGAAUUGGUCUUUUCAGCCUCCGCUUCCUCUUCCUCUUCCUUCGCUGCCGCCGCAGCCGUCGCUCUCACAGCCUACGACUCAAACAAGAAACCACCUGCUACCUCUCCAAGAAUAACAUCGGGCAUGUUAAGAAUCCCUGAACCAAGAAUCUCCGAGAUUGAAAAAGAACUAAAGGAGGGUCCUUCCAGUCCGGCUUCUAUCUUGCCCGCAAAGAGCGCCAAGAUCCCAAUGAAAAAACCUUACCUAGAAAACGGUGACGAUUAUGAAUCUGAUGAAAGCUCAAGUAGUGGAACCCAGGAAACUCCAGAGACGGAGCCACAUUCAAAGGCUUCUUUGCAACGUAGUCAAAGUUCUAUCGCAGAUAACAACGGCUCCCCCGUGAAGAACAGCCCCCUGGGUGAUGCCAUGCCACAUAAUGUUCAUCUCGCAGAACUGCCCAAGGCAAGCAGUCCCGCCAACGUCAAAUCUUCUAAUGGCCAACUCCCCACAAAACAACAACAGAGGAAAGGCUCGCUGGAGACAAUAGUGGAAAGAAAAAUGCGCAAGGAUCUUGCUGCUACAGCGGAACCAAGAAGAAUGAACGAUUUCCCAGAUGACAGUCAAGGAAAGGAAGAUGGGGAUUCAAACGAAAAAAAUUUGCAAAAGGAAAAUUUGCCAACAGUCCCUCAUAACAAGCAACCAAUACUUGCAUCAUCCAAGAAGCCCAAUGGCAAAGUGAUUCCAACGCAUAGCCCUCUGGUCAGCAAAUUUACUGCAAAUGGUGGCGCUACCAUCGACGAUGCCCUUGCGGACGAUGACGAUGAAGAAGCAGAUACCACCGUUCGUAUUGUACAUCAGGAUUCCGACUCCUCCUCUUUCCAAAAAUCAGAACUGUUCAAGAUGAUUGAAGGCAACGGUGAAGAUCUUCCGCAAUGGUUUAAAGGUAAAAAUUCGAGAAAAAACUCCGCCUCCAGUAAUAACAAGAAUGCAAAGCCAUACACUACUGUCUUGAACAAAGACAUAGACAAUUCUAAACCAGAUCCAAGAAAUAUCCUACCUCAACGAACCCCAAGGAGCGCGGCUAAAAGGGCUGCCCAAUUAUUAGCGGGCGCCAAGAAAAACGAGGUUCCUGAAAAAGCCACACAAGAUUCAAGUUCAGCAGGAUCUACGGACGAUGAAUCGGAAAGCGGAAUCGAAACAGACGUGUCAUCAGACGAUUUAACUAAAAGGCAAUCUGCACCCUUAGCUAACGGCGGGCCCAAGGGGGACAUCUCUUUGCACUCAUUGAAAGGUAGUGUCGUUCCGCUGACGGAUGCAAAGGUGAAUAGCAAACAAGACGAUGGGCAAAUUGAAAACAAAAAAUCGCCUCAAAAAAUUCCCGAGAAGAAAAUUGAACCCGUUUUAAAAGCGACUGAAACUUCUAAAAUCCCACAGUCUUCCGUAUCCGAUAUUAAGAUAAGUGAACAAAUGGCCAAGAGUUUUUAUCCGAAUUCAAGUAAGAAACAGAAUGAACGUGCAAAGUUGCCAAGUAAAACUACACCGCCACCGGCACUUUCUUCUACUGGCAACACCCCAUCAGUGGCUACAAAAGCAAACGCUUCUCCGGCCCAAAAAGUGAACAACAAAAUUGUCAAGCCAAAAGCUAAGAAGGAAGUUACACAGCCCGAUAAUAAAAACAAAGAAGCGCUAACAAAGGCAAUAGAUUCCAAAAGCACAGCCACUAGUGAAGCCAAAGACUCGUCAGCAAAGGUAGACAAGAAAAAAGUGGAAGCCAAGGAACUGGAAAAGGCGCCCACAAAUUCAUUAGGCGCCAAAAAUAAGAACACACCAAAGGAGGAUGAAGCUCCUAAGAGUAAGCAAUUGAAAGCAAACAAAGUUGAGAUCCAGAAUGAGGCAAAAACCGCAAAUAACACAAUCAAAGACAAACCAAAACUUGCCAAGCCAAGUGCGAAUGACAAAUUAAAAGAUUUGAAAGCCAAAUUCACCAACAGUAAAUCAUUUGCGCCAGCGGGUCUAGUUUCUACCGAAAAAAAAGAUUCAGUUUUAAGUAAUGAAGACUCCGAUUCCUCAGGUUCUUCAACAGAAGACGAAUCCAGCUCGUCCUCCUCAUCCUCUUCUGAUGGGGAAACUUCUACAUCCAGGAAGUCCAGAAGAGUUGUUGUUAACACACCAAGAGAGCCGGUUAGGUCUUCGUCUUCCAAAAUUGACGCGGUAACUCCAUCGUUGAGUCAAACAAAGAAUGCCACUCCUAAUAAAGUUCCAGUUACGCAGUUAAUGGAUAUGUCCUCUCCACCAUCAGCAAAAUCUAGAACUCCUUCAAAACCUUCUAGUAUUCUUCACGAUCUUCCAAGAAAGGUACGUCCAUCCCUGAGUUCGUUAUCUGACCUCGUCUCAAGGGGAAUUCCAGACGUCAAGGAAAAAAGCUCUAAAUCGAUUGGUAAACCACAGCCCAAAGUUGCCUCGAGUAGUGACGAUGAAUCGAGCCCUAGUUCAGGUUCAGACUCCAGCUCGGAUUCCGGCUCUGAGUCUGGCUCGGAUUCUAAUAGUGGUUCUGAUCUAGAUUCUGAUGAUUCAGGUGAUUCUUCCGGAGACGGAAAAAGCUUCAUCAGUGCCAAAUCUGCCAGUGCUGCUCUAGGUAAGAAAAAGAAACCAAGCGGUGGAUUUGCAUCUUUAAUAAAAGAUUUUAAGAAAAAAUGA